This is a messenger RNA of Zingiber officinale, 1134 nucleotides long. RefSeq lists its product as uncharacterized. Gene Ontology annotation, molecular function: nucleic acid binding; zinc ion binding. Lineage: Eukaryota; Viridiplantae; Streptophyta; Magnoliopsida; Zingiberales; Zingiberaceae. The record is from RefSeq and is a predicted model, not a curated record. The transcript has 3 exons. The coding region runs from base 1 to 1134 and encodes 377 amino acids.
AUGUCGAGCAUCCCAGUAAAGGAGAACGGCGGAGUGUCAUUUCCCUAUCCGAUGCUAAGUCCUCACAAUUAUACUGUGUGGGCAAUAAAGACAGAGGCGAUCCUUGAUGCCCAGGGAGUCUGGGAGGCGGUGGAGCCAGCGGAAGGAGCCCAGGUGGAUGCAAAGAAGGAAAAAAAGAUCACAACAAAGAAGACGGCGAAGGAAGUCUGGGACAGCCUUAAGACGAGGUACCUUGGUAGUGAUCGGGUGAAGAAGGCACGUGUACAAACAUUGAAGAGCGAGUUUGAUGCUCUCCGGAUGAAAGAGACCGAAACGAUUGAUGAGUUUGCUAGCAAACUCAGCGCCCUAAGCAGCAAGUUCUCCACCCUUGGUGCCAUGCUUGAAGAUUCCUCGUUGGUAAAAAAAUUGCUCGAUUCUGUCCCUGAUAAAUUCUUUCCUAUUGUUGCUGGUAUUGAGCAAUUCUACGACCUUGAGUCUAUACCAUUUGAGGAGGCUAUAGGGCGACUGAAGGCGUACGAAGAACGAACGCUACGACUACGCAGCAACACCAACGACACUGAAGGUGAGCUCCUAUUAACUCAUGCCGAAUGGCAAAUGCGACAGAAGGGGAGCAACGUGGACACUUCGUCAGGAGGAAAGGGGCGUGGGUCCAGCAGCCCUAGUCGUGGAAAAUGGCAUGGACGUGGGCGAGGGCAUGAUCGUGGCUGUGGUACGCAACGCCAAGACGGUGCAGGAGGGACUAGCGGCAACAACAGUGGCACUCGAGACAAGAGACAUAUAAAAUGUUUCAAUUGCGAGAAAAUGGGGCAUUAUGCGUCCGAAUGCUACAACAAGCAGCGUAAUGAUGAGGCUCACCUCACUUGUGCCACCGAUGAAGAGCCGGCACUGAUAAUGACCGUGUCCCACGAGGAGUCUGACACUAGGCGUGAGCGGCAGGAUACCAUUCUGCUCAGUGAAGAUAGGUUGCUACCGGAGAUGUACCGCGGCGUUAAGAAAGAAGAUAAAGACGUCUGGUACCUUGACAACGGUGCCAGCAACCACAUGACUGGCCAUCACGAGAAGUUUCAAGAACUAGAUGAAACCAUUACCGGGAGGAAACUGGGAACGAAGUGCACAUGGAGAAAGAUAUCAUGA